This is a messenger RNA of Oncorhynchus kisutch (coho salmon), 5700 nucleotides long. RefSeq names its product zinc finger FYVE domain-containing protein 21-like. The record is from RefSeq and is a predicted model, not a curated record. Lineage: Eukaryota; Metazoa; Chordata; Actinopteri; Salmoniformes; Salmonidae. Gene Ontology annotation, molecular function: metal ion binding. Bases 3028 to 3762 code for a protein of 244 amino acids. The transcript has 8 exons.
UAUUUUUUAUUCGGUACAUGAGAACUUAACAUCAAAAUGUAUGUUUAUGUAGUAUGUCAUCAAUCACAGCCUUUUAAUUGCAACAAUUCAAUUUGAUGCAAACAUCUCUGGUGGGGAAAUGCGCAUAUCGUUUUUAUUCGGAUUUUUUAAUAUUCGCAAUUUCGCAUGGAAAUAUGUUGCUAAUUAGAUGGAAACCUAAACUGUGUUUGAAUACUCAUACUAACCACACUAUUUGUUACGUAAAUUGAGUAUAUAGUUUGCUUAUUGGUCAUAGUAUAGAUAUAGUUAUUAUGGUAAAGAUUCUAACAUCUUUGUUGUUGGUAGAGUAUUUCAUUGUAUUAAAAUAUAGUUACAUUUAUUUUUGUAAGGUAAGAAAAUGUGGUGUUUUGUUUGUAAAUGUACAUUUUUUAAUAUGAAAUUUGGCCAAAAUAAUUCAAUUAUUUUCAUAACAUCGUUUCAACCUAUUUCUAUCGUAGGUAAAUAAUCCAAGCAGUACAUCUCUCCAUAAUAGUGUAAAAUCUUUAUAAAUGUGUUCAAUUAUAAAUCUACUGAUGUCUUGCCAAUAAUUCCUUACAUGAAUACAAUGACCAAAAAGAUGCAACACCAUUUCUGGGUGGGCAUUACAAAAGGUACAAUUUGAAUGUAUGUUUUUCUUAAAACUUCUUCAUAUAGUGGUUGGCAGGAUAAUAUUUAGGAAUAAUUUUAAAAGACACUUCCUUAAUUUUGUUAAUAAGUAGGUAUGUGUGUGGCAACAUCCCAACUUUUUUUUCCAACAGAUAUCAAUAAAAACCGUUCCAGUAAGGCAUGACAUAAGGUAUAGAUAGAUACAACAUCCUGCUGAAACAAGGCUUGAAUUGCUCUAUUGUUGUUGAAUGGACCUAAAGAAAAACACUUUUCUACUGAUGAGACAACAGGAUUAAUUGUAGGUAUGUUCUAAGGGUCAGGUCUUAACACGUUCCUGAAUAAUAAAGCAACACACGAGGGAAUGGUAUGUAAAACAAUUGCACAAUAUUUAGGUGUAAAGUGAUAAGAAUUCCUUAUAAUAAAUCAAAUAAGUUGGCUCACCAAUAGGAUAUUAUUUCUGAACCAAUAUUCUAAAAACAAAGAAGUGUCUAGAUUAUUCCAUAUAUCAUGUGUGUGGAGAAAAACAUAUGCUUAUAAUUGAAGAUCCAUAACAAGAAACCCUGCCGAUUAAAAGCCAAAAUACGAAGUAUAAAAGAGACUAUUUCCGUGCUUUUAGGGCCGAUAAUGCAAUUAUUUCAGGAAAUGGGCGUGGCUUCACAGCUUUAUAGAAAAAGGCGGAAAAUAUGCAGCUGAAGUCCAACGAAAGCGGAUACAAAUUCAUUGCUUGAACUAUUUAUGACAAAUGUUAAUUAAGCAAUGUAAUAAAGUCAGGACUUUUCAAAUAAGUUACCUUACACGUUAUGUUGUCUGACAAUUUGUUAGCGACGCUAUCCUUACGAACCACAUACCUUAUCAUUACAGAAGUAUGUACCGGUAUGUUAGCUAGCUAACGUUACCUGGCUACUAAUACAUCAAAAUUGCCAGUAUAUUAACUAUAUGUUUACUAACUAUCCAACGUUUAUUUACAUUAUUAUUCCCGUCAUUCGUAGCUAAGUGGUAAAGUGCCUUCUGCGUUGUCAAUGGACAUUUGGGUGGUUUCAUAAAUUCGCUCUGCUAUCUACUCCGAUUUCAGAACACUCGUCAAUGUACCAGAGCGCAGAACAACUGAUGGAUUUACAAACGUUCAACACCCGUUGAAUAUGGCCGGUGUCAGUAAACCUCGGCAAAAUGCGUAAUUAAGUUGUUGCCAGUAGUAGUUACAGUCACCAACGCUCUGGAUAACAUGAAAACUGCCAAACCAGCUCUGCCAGGGCGAGUAGAAUGGUCAGGGUGAGGUGUUCUCAUUUGUGUCUUCUGGAAGUAGCUAACAAGUUAGCCAGUUAGCUUGGGUGCGUGACUGUGGUUUUAAGGUCAGAACGCUGGAAUCAACCCUACUCCUCGGCCAGAGCGUCCAGCGAGCGCUCUGGCACUCCAGAUUGAAUUUAAGAACAGACCCGUCGUAAAAUGUCUAGCUAGUAAUUUGUUAUGCUAACAAUCUAGCAAGAGGUUGCAUAUAAACAGCAUCAACAUCCGGUAGACAGCAAAGCGCUCAACUGAAAGGAUACCAUUCGUUUACAGUGUACUAAAAUUAACUAAUAGUCUUCUUCUGUGAGGUUUAACGGCGGUUGGCAUCCAAUUUGUUGCAUUACCGCCACCUACUAGACCGGAGUACAACUCCCUUAUACGUUGCUUGAUAAAUAAAAAUGUACUAAAUAAAUACCCUACCAUCUAACACUACAUUCACUAAUUUCAAAAUUAUAUCAAAUGAACACCACCCUACUCCACCAAUUAAAUGUAUUUAUUUCUACCUCAUGCCAUCAUUCUGAAAGGAUGGAACAUCACCACACCCUUAAAUUCUUCUGAUGUCGAAGUCUCGCACACCCAAAUACCUCUCUGCAGCUGCCACCGCAACCUCCAUUUUCUGCGACUUCCGUUUCAUCCCUGUAGUACAGCUGAUAACCAUUGCUAUAAAUGCUAAAAAUCAAAUUUUACUGAAACUUAUAACACUUUUUGGCCUAUCCUUCUGUACGGGUAUAUAUCUGCUACUCUCACCACUCCUACCCCUUAACCCUUCUACCUUCUUCACUGCCUCAGCAUAUGACAACUUCAGCACUACUCUAACCCUGGAAAACUCAACUUGCCUCUCUCGCACGGCUGAACUAAUAGUAUGUAGUAUAUACUAUACAGUAUGUUAGUAUGGGUAUUCGAUCACAGCUCUAGUUUGUGUAAAUGUUUUUCCUAAAAUGUAAUGGAAAAAAUGUGGGUGGGAUCAGAAAACCAAAACAACAUUGCUUUUCGUUUGCUGCGGUUCAUCACAUGACAUCAGUGAUUAUACUCCACGCAUUUAUAUUGGACAACGGCUCUGUCCAUCAAAUACGAUAUGAAUGUUGUUCAGUAUGAGCUAAAAAAAGAGGUUCUGGAAAAAUGUCUACAGUGCCUGAUGGCAAGAAAUUGGUCCGAAGCCCAAGUGGACUUCGAAUGGUCCCGGAGAAUGGAGCGUUUAACAGCCCUUUUUCGUUAGAUGAACCCCAGUGGGUCCCGGACAAAGAGUGCCCAAGCUGUAUGCAGUGUGACAAAAAAUAUGACUUCCUUACAAGAAAGCACCACUGUCGCCGGUGUGGCCGGUGUUUCUGUGAUAAGUGCUGCAGUAAGAAGGUGGCUCUGCCCAGGAUGUGCUUCGUCGACCCAGUCCGGCAGUGUGGUGAGUGUAGCCUGGUCUCCCAGAAGGAAAUGGAGUUCUACGACAAACAGCUCAAAGUGCUUAUGGGAGGUGGUUCUUUUAUUGUCACUUUGGGCACCUCAAAGACGUCUGAGACCAUGAUGUGUCGUCUCUCCAACAACCACAGGUAUCUUUUCUUUGAUGGGGAGAGCCAUUUUGAGGUGGAACUGUCUCGGAUCUCCAGUAUGCAGGUGUUGAUGGAGGAGUCCACUCCUGAAGAGAAUGACAUUCACACUUACACAAGUCUGCUGGACAGUCAGUAUAUCUCUGAAGGGGGAAACUCUAGGGCCAGUGGCAUGUUGCUCCACUACAAACCCACUGGCUCUCAGGACCCUCAGCAGUUACGCAUGGAGGCAGCAGACGACAAGAAGACUGCCUCCUCAUGGCUGGCUGCCAUGCACAAGGCUGCCAAACUGCUGUAUGAAGCUCGGGACCGGUGACUCAUUGCUAAGAUGCCCAGAGCCUGAGAGUGAUGGCACAGACCAAGUGUUUUCUUUCCUACCCUUCCGUCUCACAUUCUCUAAAUGCUGACAGUGCAUUUCAGUAACAAUCCAUUGAACUAUUUGGCCAACCACCCAUCUAAUGCUGCUAUUCUUAAUGUUAUCAUAGACAUAAGCCAUUUGGCAUAACCAUUUCCCUUCACGUAAUGCUUUUAAGGUCAUUUUUUUAUGUGAUCUGUGACAUAGUUCAAGUUAAGUUUCUUUGUUCAUGCUGUCUAUACUCUACUUUCAGUGCUGGCAGAUUUGGAUCCUUACCACUUCCUUAGGGAUCCACAGAUUAGUCACUGAUUCUAGUGGUAUAUACACACACACACACACACACACACACACGUAUGUGGACACCCCUUCAAAUAAGUGGAUUCGGCUAUUACGUCCACACCCAUUGCUGACAGGUGUAUAAAAUCGAGCGCACAGCCAUACAAUCGCCAUAGACAAACAUUGGCAGUAGAAUGGCCUUACUAAAGCCCAGUGACUUUCAACGUGGCACUGUCAUAGGAUUGCCACCUUUCCAACAAGUCAGUUCGUCAAAUUUCUGCCCUGCUAGAGCGGCCCCAGUCAACUGUAAGUGCUGUUGUGAAACGUCUAGGAGCAACAGCGGCUCAGCCACAAAGUGGUAGGCCACACAAGCUCACAGAACUGGACCGAUGAGUGCUGAAGCACAUAAAAAUCAUCUGUCCUCUGUUGCAACAUUCACUAUCGAGUUCCAAACUGCCUCUGGAAGCAAGGUCAGCACAACAACUGUUCAUCGGAAGCUUCAUGAAAUGGUUGUCCGAACAGAUCACCAUGCGCAAUGCCAAGCGUUGGCUGGAGUGGUGUAAAGCUUGCUACCAUUGAACUCUGGAGCAGUGGAAAGCGUUGUCUGGAAUGAUGAAUCGCGCUUCACCAUCUGGCAGUCCGUUGGACGAAUCUGGGUUUGGUAAAUGCCAGGAGAACUCUACCUUCCCCAAUGCAUAGUGUCAACUGUGAAGUUUGGUUGAGGAGGAAUAAUGGUCUGGGGCUGUUUUUCAUGGUUCUGGCUAGGCCCCUUAGUUCCAGUGAAGGGAAAUCUUAACGCGACAGCAUACAAGGACAUUCUAGACUAUUCUGUGCUUCCGACUUUGUGGCAACAGUUUGGAGAAGGCCCUUUCCUGUUUCAGCAUGACAAUGCCCUCAUGCACAAAGCGAGGUCCAUACAGAAAUGGUUUGUUGAGAUCGGUGUGGAAGAACUUGACUGACCUGCAGAGAGCCCUGACCUCAACCCCAUCGAACACCUUUGGGAUGAAUUGGAACGCCAACUGCGAGCCAGGCCAAAUCGCCGAACAUCAGUGCCUGACAUCGCUAAUGCUUGUGGCUAAAUGGAAGCGAGUUCCCCCAGCAAUGUUCCAACAUCUAGUUGAAAGCCUUCCCAGAAGAGUAGAGGCUGUUAUAGAAGCAAAGGGGGGACCAACUCUAUAUUAAUGCCUGAUUUUGGAAUGAGAUGUUCGACUAGCAGGUUUCCACAUAAGUGUGUGUGUGUGUGUGUGUGUACACACAGUUGAUUAAAUUCUUUAAAUGUAGUCCCAUACAUAGAAUUUUUGUAUAAACUAUUUUGUUAAAUAUUCCUAUUUUAACACAAUGCGGUGUAUGUACUUUUUACAGCUAAAAUAUUUAGUAUAGUUUUUGUAGCACUUGUAUAACAAAAAGUUUAUUCCUACACUACAAGAUGACUUAAACAUUUUGUUUUCAUGUUGGGUUGCUUUACUUUUUAUAAAUGAAUUGCACAGCCACAACACCAACAAUCUAACCCUUAACCUAAGGGUACAAUAUGCUGUUUAAUGUAACACUUUUACUCUUCUGAUUUGUUGGCUUAUAUCCAACGUAUUAUGCUUCACAUACCAAAUAAAAUACUUAAGACAGGUU